This is a messenger RNA of Fraxinus pennsylvanica, 1077 nucleotides long. NCBI's taxonomy places the organism in Eukaryota, Viridiplantae, Streptophyta, Magnoliopsida, Lamiales, Oleaceae. The record is from the annotation of a GenBank genome assembly.
AUGGAGACCAAAAAUAGUGUUGAGCAAAAUCAAAUCUCUGUGCUUCUUGAAGGUGAAGGAUUUAAUCGAAUUCUUGCGAGAGUGUCUUCGGUAGGUCAAUCUUCACGUAUAUUUUAUCGCCAUGCAGAAGGGGUACCCUUCAAAUGGGAAAUGCAGCCGGGGACGGCCAAGAAUCCGCCGGAAAAAGAUGUCAUUCCGCCGCUUUCUCCACCGCCAUUGAUACAGAGCUUGGCGCUUCCUUUGCCUCAAGUAGAUGAACCUGAAGAGGCAGGCUCAAAGCCCUCAAAGAUCUGGCACAAUUGGAAGAAAAUGUUGAAGAAAAGUAGUCAAAAUAAUAGCUCCAGGUUUGGUGAUUCAGAUGAAGAAUUUGUAGUGAAUUCAGCUUCUUCGUCUUCGUCUUCAUCAAAUUGUCACAUUUCUGAAUCGUCGAGGGUCCAAAGGGAUUCGUUUGAUGGUCCUUUCUGCUGCAGUCCAUGGAACAUCACAGCCAUACUGGAUGAAGGAAACACAAAGAUAUAUUACUGCAGAACGCACAAGACAGCAUUUUCACUAGAUGAAGAUGGUUUAAUCCUCAGCAGAAUUCUGUCAAGAGUCUCUUCUGUCGACCAAUCUGGUCCUUUACACAGUACUGAAAUUACUUCUUCAGGGAUUCCCUUCAAAUGGGAAAUGCAACCCGGGACGCCAAAAAAGGCACCGGAAAAUGAUGUAAUCCCUCCACCGAGUCCUCCACCAGCGGUUCAAAGCCUGGCACUGCCUUGGCCUACACCUCCGUUUACUGGAGGAGGAGAAAAAACUAAGAGCUCAAAAUGGUCAAGGGUUUGGUUUUGGAUAAAAAGAAAGAAAAUGAUCAAGCAAAAUGAUAAGGUCCAUGAAAUCAGCUUCAGAUAUGACCGUAAGAUGGAAUUCUGCAAGCCUGAUAAGGAAUUUGAUGCAUUUUUGCGCAGUUCAUCUUCAUCUUCUGCUCAUAAAACAAGUUGGACUUUGCGAUUGUCCAAAAUUAGAAGCGUCUGUUUAAGUUGGAUUUCUAGGAACAAUAAGGCAAUUCUUGUUUAUGUGACAAGAAACUUAAAACACUAA